AUGAUUGUGAGGAAAAGCCUGGGGAGGGUAAAGUCAGUACUUAUGCUGCUUAUGGUGUUGGGAUUUUUCUUUGCGACUUAUAAUUUGGUUUCGAUGAUAGUAGGACAUAAAGUAGGGAGUGAUCUGGGUUCUAUUGUUGAUGGAAAAGUGGAGUUUAUGAAUACGAAAUCAAAAUUUCAUGUUGCUGUUACUGCAACCGAUGCUGCUUACAGUCAAUGGCAAUGUAGGAUUAUGUAUUAUUGGUAUAAGAAGGCGAAGGUUAUGCCUGGAUCGGCUAUGGGAAAGUUUACCCGAAUUCUGCAUUCAGGAAAGGGAGAUCAGUUGAUGAAUGAGAUUCCUACUUUUGUUGUUGAUCCUCUUCCUGAUGGGUUGGAUAGGGGUUAUAUAGUCCUAAAUAGACCAUGGGCGUUUGUUCAAUGGCUGGAGAAAGCGGUUAUCGAUGAAGAAUAUAUUCUGAUGGCAGAACCUGACCACAUAUUUGUUAAUCCUUUGCCUAAUUUGGCUUCAGAAAACGAACCAGCAGGGUAUCCAUUUUUCUAUAUAAAACCAGCUGAAAAUGAGAAAAUUAUGAGAAAAUUCUAUCCCAAGGAAAAAGGUCCUGUUACUGAUGUUGAUCCCAUUGGCAAUUCCCCCGUAAUAAUCCACAAGUAUUUGUUGGAGGAAAUAGCUCCCACCUGGGUGAACGUUUCGUUGAGAAUGAAAGAUGAUCCUGAGACAGAUAAAGCUUUCGGAUGGGUGCUUGAAAUGUAUGCUUAUGCUGUGGCGUCUGCGUUGCAUGGUAUAAAGCACACUCUGCGGAAAGACUUUAUGCUGCAGCCGCCAUGGGACUUAGAGGUAGGGAAGACGUUUAUCAUACAUUAUACAUAUGGGUGUGACUACGAUUUGAAGGGGAAACUCACAUACGGGAAGAUUGGAGAAUGGCGUUUUGACAAGAGAUCAUAUCUGAUGGGUCCUCCUCCUAAAAACAUUUCCUUACCACCACCCGGAGUUCCCGAAAGUGUGGUGAGGCUAGUAAAGAUGGUGAAUGAGGCUACUGCAAACAUACCUAAUUGGGAUUCAUUAAAUAGAAGCUAA
Lathyrus sativus (Indian pea) is the source of this 1074-nucleotide messenger RNA. Lineage: Eukaryota; Viridiplantae; Streptophyta; Magnoliopsida; Fabales; Fabaceae. The record is from the annotation of a GenBank genome assembly.